CACACGCGCAGUGACGAGCGAGGAGGGUGUGUUGGACACUGCCGGCCAUGACAAACCGCUUCGAGUUUACAGAGAGCGAGAUCGCUACGCUCAAGGGACUGGGACGUGAAGUAUGCACGAUCGUCGCCUACGCCGCCCGACGCACAGACAAGUCGACUGUGCGAUGGACAUCCGUCAAGCCAACCUCGACGACGGACCCCGUGGACCUCUACGUUGGUGAGUGUCCGGUGAACGACACGCUGACGUUUAUGUGCGGUGUCACGCGCGUCCGCGGCGUCAGCGUCGAACAAAUUGCGAGUCUACUCAACGCACAUGCCGACCACGCGCCAGCGUUCCACGCAGCGUUCUACGGAGACUUGAUUCAUUACGAAAAGCUCGUGUCCAUCCGUGCGCAAUCCAAGCAGUUUCCCCGCCACGCCAUUUCCGUGAAGUCGGCCACGAUGCCCAGCCCAAGUCGGUCUAUUGCGCCGCGCGACUUCGUCUACUUGGAGGCGCAAGAAGACAUCAUGGACACGACCCGCAUGACGCGGGGAUGGGUGUGUGCGAUGCACUCGAUCGACUACGCGCCGCUGUCGUCGCAUCGCCCGCUUCCGUCGAACCACCACCGGUCCAAGGAUAUUGUGCGCGGCCGCCUCUUCCGGUCCGGCAUUGUCGUUAACGAAACCAAAGAUGAAAACAACGUCGUGGAAGUGACGUACCUACUGCAAAUUGACUUUGGGGACGUGGCCAUCCCGCUAGACGUUCGGCGGCUCAUGAUGGCGCAGCGCCUCCACAGUCUGCGCUACCUGAACGACCACUUCCGCAACAGCCACGAUGUGCGGCGGGUGCGAUCCGUGUCGUCGUCGGGGUCGCCCGUCGAGCUUCCGAUGCGACUCCCCCCCGCUAACGCCGCCGACCCGCCUACUGCUUCUGGCCACCUCAUCCCAAACAACCACAGCCUCGUCGGGACGUCGCGGUGCUGCCGCGGCUGCGGGUCCAAGUUUCAUCUGCUGCAGCGCAAGUACCCGUGCCGAGGCUGUGGCGACGUAUUUUGUUCGCAUUGCUGCGUCCACCAACGCCUCGCGCCUGGUCUGGGCGGGGACAAAAUCUCGCUGUGCCACGUGUGCGUCGACAAAGCCGGCAGAACCACCAACCAGCAACUACACCAAGUCGCCCCUAAUCGAAACCUACUUCUGCUCGAAAACGGCCGGCGGUCGGUGGUAUCGCUCCCUCGAACGACCUCGGGCUCGAUGCCCCGAACGACCUCGGGCUCGAUGGCGCGAACGUCGUCGGGCAUGGAACAGCGCGUGCAAGAGAACGGGGGAGGACCGCGACCGCCGCUGUCCCGACCCGCCGUCCCGCGCUCCAAGGCCGAACCACAACUCGACGACGAUGACGACAACGCCAUCAUCCUGAAAAAUCGAUACGUGGCGCCGCCGCCAACGUCCGUCGCAUAUCCGGACGAGGACGACGCCGCAUUAUUUUUCCGACGCCCGUCGCCGCCAAGUCUGGACGGCUCGUCCGGAGACCAAUCGUACUACUUGGGCGGAACGCCGCCGCAAAUGCCCUUGGACGAGACGACGAAUCAACCUCGUCGGAUAUCUCGCCGCCAUCCUCAUGUGUCCGAGGAAGGGGGCUCUCUGGAAGGUGGGGCGGUUGUGAACCUGGGCGACAUUGGCAACGCGUCGGACGCGCUGGCCGCGCUCGCGUCUGGCGAGCCGUUGCUGGCGGCCGCCCACGUCAUCGCAGAUUCCCCCGUGGCCCGGGGUCCGUCGCCUCGGUCGUCGGCGUUUCUCGAGCACGAAGCCGACAUUCUCGAGAGUCUGGUGGACAACACGUCGGAAUGGCGCGGCCAAGUGGAGCCCAUCCGUCGACCCCGGCGCGGCUCGGCGGUCGUGGACCUCCGCGACAUCAAGAACGCCUCCGAGCUGCUACAGAAGCUCGAGCAUCAGGAAGCCCCUGCGACAUCGUUUUUGGACCUGCAACGACGUCCGUUUUCCCCACCGCCAGCGUUGGCCCAGCUCGCCGUGCAUCCUCCCAACCCCCCCAAAACCGCCGACGACACGCCGUCGCAGCGUACGAUCGAGGCGGCCGCGGCACUGCUGCCACCGCUGCAACCCAACCAAGACGCCGUGACAUUCCGGACGUUUGCGCCGCCUUGCGUCUCUAGAGAUGCCACGUUCGACUUGACACUGUGGACGAAUGUCGUCCACUCCCGGCGAGGGGAACGGGAACAACAGCUCGACGACGACGACGACGGCGCCAGUAGCGUGGUGCCGUUCCGACGCGGUGCGCUCGUGCAUGUGUCAAUGGCCGCGCCGGACGGGUUCCAUAUUGCUGUCGCGAAUACACCCGACGAAUCCACCGAUGCGACGGCGAAGACGACAACGACGACCAUAAACACCACCAUGACAUGGAUAGGGGACUCGUCGUGUAUCACCUUUCGCAUACAAGGGAGCACGCCCGACCACCACCCCGUCGUCAAGCUCGGCCAAGCUGUGUUUGUGGCCACGCUGGUCGUGGGGACGUGUGUGGUCGUGGUGCGUUCGUUCGUGUUUAUCACGAGUAACCGCGGCGAGUCGUUUGAAGUCGCGGAGCUGCGACGAGAAGUCGACGUCGUGCCAGUAAAGCAUCGCCCCAUCCCCUUCCACGACCUCCGCCUCCGCAACCUCGUGUCGCACGCGCCGUCCGGAUUGUCCUACCUGGCAGACUACCAACGCCAAGAGGUCGUAGUUCGCAUGGUGCGGUCUCCUCUUCCUGUUGCCGAUAUCCCCCCCUAUAAUAAUGACGGCAACAAUACCAACCACAAGGGAAACCGCGUCACUACUCCAACAGACUUCGAGCGAACGGCCGCCAUCUUGACAGUGCUGGGCCACCAUCCCCAUGUUGAGUCUGUUGUUGGGGCUACGACUGACGUCAACGAGCCGUGGGCCAUCGUCAGUGUCUACACCCCGCACGCGUGCAAACUGGACGUGUUGCUGCACGAGAACCAUCGCCCCCCUUGUCGGAAUAUGCCAGCAACUACGUUGCUUUCGCAAAUCGAUAAGGACCGCAUCCUGUGCGACAUUGCCCUUGGCCUGCUCAACGUCCACGAAGCGGGGUACGUUCUGCGGGACAUUAGCGCGCGGCACUGCGCCGUGGACAAAGUCACGAAGCGAGCUAUGCUGACCGAGUUGUUCCCAGUCGUUCCAAUAACGAAUGUACCAACUAACGGAAGUGGACAAGAGUCCACUGGUCGUCGCCCUGGGUCAUUUGAGCAAGAUAGCAACAUGGCUGCCCUCAAGUACUUUGCCCCUGAGAGCCUCCAGCCCCCCCAUACAUUUACAUCCAGUUCAGACGUGUAUUCGUUUGGCGUGUUGAUGUGGGAGACGUAUACGGAGGCGCGGCCGUUUGGAAACUUGACAGGCGCUGAAGCCGCUGCGUGGGUCGUGGAGGGCGGACGGCUUGACCAUGUAUCGGACAUCCCAGUGGACCACCGAGAUCUGCUGGUACAGUGUUUUCAAGAAGUGCCAUCGAAACGCCCGAGUGUAGCCGACAUUGUGGCGCACUUUCGGAUGGGGUUGCUUGCAAACGCCAAAACAAGCCACUGGACGGAAAUAGGACGAGGCGGGGCGGAUGGACAUCCUUGACGAGAUAGAGUGUACUACUACUACUAGUAGUAGUUACGACGAACGAUACAGUAUGAUUCUUGCAUGGAAAAUAACGUCAUGUAUGUACUUUCUA
Aphanomyces astaci is the source of this 3702-nucleotide messenger RNA. RefSeq names its product TKL protein kinase. The record is from RefSeq and is a predicted model, not a curated record. The transcript is spliced from 5 exons. Lineage: Eukaryota; Oomycota; Saprolegniomycetes; Saprolegniales; Verrucalvaceae. Gene Ontology annotation, molecular function: lipid binding; ATP binding; metal ion binding. Bases 48 to 3608 code for a protein of 1186 amino acids. Gene Ontology annotation, biological process: protein phosphorylation.